Macadamia integrifolia is the source of this 1263-nucleotide messenger RNA. RefSeq names its product ethylene-responsive transcription factor ERF073-like. The record is from RefSeq and is a predicted model, not a curated record. Gene Ontology annotation, molecular function: DNA-binding transcription factor activity; DNA binding. Gene Ontology annotation, biological process: ethylene-activated signaling pathway; regulation of DNA-templated transcription. Lineage: Eukaryota; Viridiplantae; Streptophyta; Magnoliopsida; Proteales; Proteaceae. Bases 185 to 1126 code for a protein of 313 amino acids. The transcript is spliced from 2 exons.
GCAUUUACCGGGCAUGUGCAUUGUGCGUGGUGCCCCAACUGUAUAAAUUAUACCUUCAGACGGUCUAUAUCUUGCGUGUUUGGUUAGUCACUAGUCAGUGAUUUGCAUCAAAGUUUCCCCCAGUGUCCAAGUUGUUCUUAGCGAUAGAGAAAAAAAAAGUGUCUUAGAGUUCCAUUUUGAGGAAAUGUGCGGCGGUGCGAUUAUCCAUGACCUCAUCCCUCGUUAUCGAGGUGCCUCCUCCAUCUCUGCUUCCGACCUCUGGCCUGAUUCCCACCUGGCUAACAAGCUCAACACCUUCAAGUCAGAUUUCAAUUGCUUCAGCCCACAGAAACCACCUAAGAAACGGGCUUCCCCUUCUUCAGGUAGUGAGAGUGGGGUUGAGAAGGAUGGCAAGAGGAAGAGAAAGAAUCUGUACAGGGGGAUUCGACAACGACCAUGGGGGAAAUGGGCUGCUGAAAUUCGCGACCCCCGAAAAGGAGUUAGGGUAUGGUUGGGUACCUUCAGCACUGCCGAAGAGGCUGCCAGGGCUUAUGAUAGAGAGGCGAGGAAGAUAAGGGGUAAGAAAGCCAAGGUUAAUUUCCCAAACGAAAACGAGAAGUUUUUGCAGAAUACCCAAAAGCCUACUCGUAGGAAUCCCCAAACUUUGUAUCAGUUCUCGGGUAUUGAUUACUCGAACGGUUCGAAUGUCGGUCUCUCCGGUGAUCUGAAUCAUAUGGUAGCGUUUUCGGUUCCGGCCAAUGAAUGUUAUGACACUCCUGCUUCAAACCCCAUCCCAGUUGACCCUGUGGCUGUUACGCCUGCACCUAUGGGGAAGGAGGAGACGCCUGUGUCUGGACCAGAAGGUGGGGAUUCUGUAACGUGGUUAGAGCAAGUUAAAGUGAAGGAAGAAGAAGAGAUGAAGGAGAAUGAAGUGCAGAGGCUGUCGGAGGAGCUGCUGGCGUUCGAGACCUACAUGAAAUUCUAUCAGAUUCCAUAUCUUGACGGCGGAAAUGAACAAUCCGUGGCGGCGAAUGCGAACGCCACUCAGGAAAACGUAGCUGGUGGCGCUCCCUUGGAGCUCUGGAGCUUCGACGACGAUGUUCCUUCUGCCUCUACCUCUAUUGAUUUAGAAAAACCUUGUAUAUAACGGAAAUGCCUGAUUUCUUCACUUAUGUUCUUCAAUUUACUUUUUCCAUUUGAUAUUCCUGUAAAUAAUGAAUUGUCUGCUUUCUUUGAUGAAGAAAUUUAAUUGAAAAUUCUAAAAAAAAAAAAUUGAAACUUUAA